AUGGAAAUUGAUCCAGAGUUUGAAAAAUUGCCCUCCUUUGAUUUCGUUCAGUCAUCAGAUCUAGUCAAGCUAGAUUUUUUGUCACGUCAAAACUUGGAGAUACUGCUGUCCGUUGAAGAAGACGAGAAUAUCAUUCACGGUGUCAAGCGAGAGAUUAAAGGUGGAGCCCAAUUUCAACCAUCAGUACCCAUUCCACACCCAGCAAACCUGCUAGCGGCUACUGCUGCUACUCCUGAAGUAAAGACCCCUAGUAGUAAGACUACUUUCUCUAGUAUCAAACUAGUGCCCUACCAUCCUAGACUAAAGACGGAAAGGCUUGGCCGUCCUCGCAAGCAUAUCGCUACAAGUACAAGAACUACUCCACUAGAAACUUCAUCGUCGCAAAACUAUAACGAGUCAAUAAUGUCUAGGUUUCGUUUUGAUCAACAGCCUCUUGAAGGGCCUGGAUGUAGAGGUGGGAAGGGUGUUUCCAAAGUACCUCGUGGCCGAAUAACCCUGGCUUCAAUCAGGAACAAGCAACAAUCCAUACUCAAUUUUGCUCCAAUAAAGAAAUCACCACCACCACCACCACAACAACCAGCAACAACAACAACAACUACGAAUGAAUUGACCAAUUCAGGGAAAAAUACCCAAGAAAAUGAUGUAUUGCUGCUAAGCCCUGAACUGGCAGAAACCCACACCAACGAAAUUAAGCCGCUUAAACUUGUAUUGAAGCUUCCCAAAGCAACUUCGUCAUUGGCACUGCUGCUGCCGCUGCAGCAGCAACUGCAACUGCAACUGCUACAACACCCCGAGGUUCUUCAAUCGGAAAAGAAAGACGGCCACACAAAUCGCUUUUCACCGCAUUUAAUCCGCAAACCUGAGUCUGCCGAGGCUUCAAAAAGAGGCGGUAUGAAAGCAUUACCCUCACCACUAGUACCCAUAAGCUUUAUGAGAGACUCAUUUGCAGCCAACGAUAUUGAAAGCGAAAGUGAUUUUAACCUACUAGCCUUGGGAUACCCUGUUAGAAAAUCAUCAUUUGCCCAAGAUAUUAUAUUCAUAAUUGCCUACUUGAACAAAUUCAAGGACCUCAUUCCCAUGGCACUGAAUUUGGGUCCCAAAGAUUUUGAAGAGGGUCUUGGCCUUGUUGCAGUUAGCAAUGGCCAUGAUGGAGUUGAGAAUGGAUUAGAAAAUCUAGAAUACAAUAAUAAUUAUAUCUCCAGAGAAAUGAAUGAUUUAUUCAAUAAAUUGUUAACUUUGGUGCUAAAUAGGAAAAAAGCAGUUCAGAGUACAACCAGUGCCAUAAUGGAGCUAAAACCACAGACUAAUAAAUUAAGAAUGCCCAUUGAAUGGAAAACUUUCCGUUGCGCAGAAUCUGAAGUCUACCAUCCUGGUUCUCCUGUUGAUUUGGCACACCCAGACAUUUUAAUCGAUAGCUUUCCAAAAGAAUGUGAAUUUGUGACAACAUUUAAUCCUUUUUACACAAGUGAGUUUGAAACAAAAGGUUUAGCAGGAAUACAACGUCCGAUUGACAGAUUGAUAAUGUUAAGAACAUUGGCCCAGUGGUCUUUGUCUACCUCGGAAACGCUUAGGAACUAUAUAGCUCAAAACGUGCAAGCCCAAGAGAUGCCAGGAGAAAAGAACACCUACUAUGCGGCAAGGGUGGUAAUCUGUGGAGCGGAUGAUUGCCAAGAAAUGAAGCUUAAAACGGAGAAACGUUUAUCGAAGAUGAAAUCAACCGAGGAGGAUUUGAAGUACGUUGAUCCCAUGUCUGAUCCUACAUUACACUCUAUGAACUUACGUUUGAUUGAUCAACUUGUAGGUGAUCUUGGCUUUCGUGGUGGUAUGUUUUAUUUAUGUCGCACAGCCGAUGAAAAUACAGGAGGCCUUGCUUCUGUAAAGAAAAUGACAAGCGUUUGGAAAGGUUUGGAGAUAAAUAUAGGGAGUGCGCUCCCGUCUAGCUUCAAGUUGUAUUUACAAGAUGUUUACAAGAUGCUUACAGAAGCAUCGAAUGAGGAAGGAGUUGAAUUUGAUGAGAAAGGCGAGGAAAUGCAUAAAUCAGUAGAAGAAGAAGAAGAGGAGGAGGAAGAGGAGGAGGAGGAAGAGGAGGAGGAGGAGGAGAAGGAGGAGAUGAAAAAAGGACAUUGGUACGAGGUUGCUUCAAAUUGUAAAGAAUUGGGUGAUUUUAUUAAUUAUCUCCAAGACAAAAUCAAUGAGGGCAGAAAUACAUUAAAACCACCAGUGACUUUAAAAGCAGCAUCCAGGUUACAUAAAUACUUAUCAAAUAUGCUUCCCUUGCUACAAAAACAAGAGGAGUUGACGAGUUCUUCCAGACUCAAGAAAAAAAAGGUUGAUUAUAACGAAAGGAGAGCUAUUGAACUAUAUGACGAUGUAUUUGAUAGUUCAGAUAAAUGGAUUAGCAAUAACGGCGCUGAGGAUGAUGAUAAUUACGUCGAUGACCAGGCACAAAUGGACGAUAAAAACGACGAUGAUGAUGAAGAGUAUUUUGAGUGA
Lodderomyces oxycetoniae is the source of this 2493-nucleotide messenger RNA. RefSeq lists its product as uncharacterized. The record is from RefSeq and is a predicted model, not a curated record. The transcript has a single exon. Bases 1 to 2493 code for a protein of 830 amino acids. Lineage: Eukaryota; Fungi; Ascomycota; Pichiomycetes; Serinales; Debaryomycetaceae.